GCAGCAAAGAUGGUGCGCUACUCUCUGGACCCGGAAAACCCCACGAAAUCAUGCAAGUCCCGGGGAUCCAACCUGCGAGUGCAUUUCAAGAACACUCGAGAGACAGCCCAGGCCAUCAAGGGCAUGCACAUCCGCAAGGCCACCAAGUACCUGAAGGACGUCACCCUGAAGAAGCAGUGCGUUCCUUUCCGCCGCUACAAUGGGGGUGUCGGUAGAUGUGCCCAGGCCAAGCAGUGGGGCUGGACGCAGGGUCGCUGGCCAAAGAAAAGCGCGGAGUUCUUGCUGCAUAUGCUCAAGAAUGCAGAGAGCAACGCUGAGCUCAAGGGUCUUGACGUGGAUUCUCUGGUCAUCGAGCACAUCCAGGUCAACAAGGCCCCCAAGAUGCGCCGGCGCACCUACAGGGCGCACGGCAGGAUCAACCCCUACAUGAGCUCCCCCUGCCACAUCGAGAUGAUCCUCACUGAGAAGGAGCAGAUUGUCCCCAAGCCGGAGGAGGAGGUUGCUCAAAAGAAAAAGAUCUCCCAGAAGAAGCUGAAGAAGCAAAAACUAAUGGCUCGGGAGUGAACGUGCCGCCGCAGAUGUACAGAAAUAAA
Molecule: messenger RNA, 593 nt
Organism: Nestor notabilis (Kea)
Lineage: Eukaryota; Metazoa; Chordata; Aves; Psittaciformes; Psittacidae
Gene: RPL17
Product: ribosomal protein L17
Exons: 6
Coding region: 10-564 (184 amino acids)
Biological process (GO): cytoplasmic translation
Cellular component (GO): cytosolic large ribosomal subunit; ribosome
Molecular function (GO): structural constituent of ribosome
Source: RefSeq, a predicted model, not a curated record